GUCUCCUCCGCAGUGCACCGUGAGAGUGUUCCGGUGCUGUCCGUUAGGUGGCAGUGGCGGCUGCGCACGUAUCCCGGCGGCAUUAGAAGAAGCAGGCGGAGUUCCGCACGCUUUAGGAGGUUAGCUGGUCGGGUAUUAAAAGUGAAACUUUUCCGACAUCAUGAACGGAUCCGCACACAGCGCGCCGAGCGUUGAAGAAAUUACGCUGAAAAGAGGCCCGGCUGGUCUGGGGUUUAAUAUAGUGGGUGGGGUGGACCAGCAGUAUAUUAUGAAUGACAGUGGAAUCUUUGUGGCAAAAAUCAAAGUAGACGGAGCGGCUGCACUGGAUGGACGUAUGCAGGAGGGAGACAAAAUUCUUGCGAUAAAUGGCCAGAAGUUGGACAAUCUGUCUCACAGUGCAGCAGUGGAGCUGUUUCGGUCUGCAGGGGAAGAUGUGCAUCUUCGCAUACAGCAGCGACCUGUCAUGCAGAACGGCCCCACCAGCUCUCGUGCCGAUGGAGAAUCUUCAUCUGCUUUUGGCACAUGGACAAUGUAUACUGUAGCUGCCCUGGCAGUAAUAACAGCUGUAGGUUUCAUUGCUUACAAACGCCUUCAUCGGGGGUCCCGGGGCCCGUUUUAAACCCAUCACAUGAAUACAUGACAUUUUACAGACUAAAUCUUUUUUUCUUUUUGUUUUGAACUGUCUCUGCUGAGGGCCCAAACAUUAACAGGGAGCGAAAAUGGAAAGCAGUUAAUGUUAGCAGAACUUCCAGGUUUUCUUUAAUUGUUUAUACCAUGUUAUGAACACACACUUGUAGCUAUAACAGGUUUUCACAAUUCAUUUGGUGAUAAUCACUGGCGCUUAACCAGAAUACCUAUCAUGCCUGAUGACAUUGCAUAUGGUGGAAUAAGGGAACAGGGAUGAUGAGCACAGUGUUUGGAUCAAGAGCUGCAGAAAUCACCAUAAUCUGAAUUAGUCAGAAGGGGCCACAGGCAGGAGACAAGAGGCCGAAGUGGAGCUGUGUUUCUGGGCAGAAGACAGGCCCACAGAGGAGUGCUUUUUUCGUCUUGUACCUCCAGAGCGCUGGAAUGAGCCCAAGGUGUGCCAUUAGAUUUUUUUUUUUUUUUGAGGUCUUCUCAGGUACAUGCUUGUGCAAGUGUAUGUUUGAAAGCAUGCAUGAUGGGAAUGGAGUUAACUUUUUUUUUUCGUUUUUAAUACUUUAAUUUCUCACUCAUCCAAGUUCAGACAUGCAGGAUGCAUUUCUGUGGCUGCAGUAAAGAUGGGGCAAGUAAGGACGUUUGAAUUGUUUAUUUGGCCUUGUAUUUGCUCUUCCUCCCUAAGAGGAAAAAAACUAGAGGUGGCACUUGUUAGAAUUCACAAUCUGAAUGAAAAUGUAAUAUUGUUGAUAUUGUAUAUGGCUUGUGUUUCUGGAAUCGUCUAGUCUCUUACACAAAUGGUUUUCUGCACCUCUUUCAACUCGUGCCUUGCCACAUUGAGCUGCUGGUCUAAGUGCUGCUCCCUGUCUGCUGUUUUAGGGGUGGCAGCUUGUGCUUUUUCUGUAAUAUCUGUUCUGUAACUGACAAAUGUGUGUUUGUGUUAUCAUGGCAGUUCCUCUCCAAGUCUGUGUGGAUAAAACCACAUGUAAAGUCUUCAUGAAAUGCUCAUCCACGUUUCACAGUUAGAAUAAUGUUGCCAUUCACAUGCAUCAUGUAUACACAUUUAUGUCUGUGUGCUUCUAAGUGUUUGAAAUGUGUAUACAAUAAAAACAAUUCAAAUGGCUCAAAAGAA
Messenger RNA from Cyprinus carpio (common carp), 1768 nucleotides. Its product is annotated as synaptojanin-2-binding protein-like. The record is from RefSeq and is a predicted model, not a curated record. Gene Ontology annotation, molecular function: protein binding. Lineage: Eukaryota; Metazoa; Chordata; Actinopteri; Cypriniformes; Cyprinidae.